Molecule: messenger RNA, 3597 nt
Organism: Hyaloperonospora brassicae
Lineage: Eukaryota; Oomycota; Peronosporomycetes; Peronosporales; Peronosporaceae
Source: the annotation of a GenBank genome assembly
AUGAACCUCCGUCGAUGGGCCCUGUCGGUCUUUGUGGGUUUCUUCGGUCUCACGAGCACCACCUCGUUGAGCAAAGUGCAGGCUUCUGAGUGUCAAAACACGAAUAAAAUAUUCAACUUUCUUGUGGACAACCUGCCAACGGCCUACGGUCUCAACACUUGCGUGGCCAACAACGUGGGGGAAUUCGGCAAGGCACUUGCAAGCACCAUUUUCAGCAAAUGUAGCCUAUUGGACGUCUACGACGUGAUCAAGAACGAGGACUUCCACAACUUCGUCGGUUUGCUGAAGAGCAUCAUGGAAAAGCCCACCGAGAUAUCCCGACUCAUGUACGAAUACAUGUUGUACCACAGUGACGACGCCAUGGACGACCUCUGCGAUGCCUUCAGUGGCACAUUUGGACCGUGCGGCGGGAAACUCAUCCCGAGUCUGCUGCCUGUGUUGCAAAAGGACGACAAAUGUUGCGCGGAAUUCAGCGAUAUGAUUGACAUGCUGAACAUCCUUAUCGCACCCGACAAGAGUAUGGGCUAUUUCAUGGUGAACGAGCUCAUCAAUGGUUUCAACCAAAUGCUCUGCUCAAAAACGGGUCGCUAUUCCUGUGGACUCCAUAUCUUCAAAUCGUACACGAGGAUGUACACGCUGGAAAACUUUGACUUUUUCCAGCACAUGGUGAUGCCGUUCAUGACCAUUGGCGCCGGUGAAGAAUGCGCAGCUUUCUCGGGGAAACCGUACACGGACACGGCGUCAAAGAAGACUGCAACUACCAUCGAUUACGGCUGCUGUGUUCACCACAUACGGAAUUUCAUUCAGACGAUACAAGGCGCCGUUAAGAAUGCUGUCGGUGACUCAAUAUGGGACGUUGUUGGUGGCAUGGUCUCGUUAACGGCUCCUGAUGGCGCUUUUGUCGACACUCUUUCAGGAACUCUGGAAUGCCAGUACGAUAGGUGCAAGAACCCGAAAGGUAUGGCCGGUGAUGUUGGAAUGCACCGUCCCGUUGGUGCAAACGACCCGGGCAAGAACAAUUUGGUCGACACGAACUGCAUCCUCGUGGAAAAAUGUAGCGGAGACAAGUCCGUGUGUAGCCGCGUGUGCGAAAAAGGCUCAGUCUAUGUUCCGGUCUGGCUCAAGUCGACUCUAGCUUACCAGCGCAAUCUGGCGUUCAGCGGUCCGAUUUGCCUCGCGCAACUUCCUGCUACGCACAACAGCGCUAUCACCUUAGCUGAUGGCUUCGGAAAUCGUGAUCAGCUUUUCAACAAAAACCUGGAUGCAGACAAGCCGUGGUCAUACUUGAUGACUAACAACCAAGUGCUAAGUUUGACCGACCAGCUCGACAUUGGCAUCCGCUUCCUUGAGAUUGACGUCCACUUUUUCCUGAACGACUUACGCAAUGGACACUGUGGUAAUCUUGACAUGCCUGGUUUGAUGGGGUUCAUCGAAACAUUUGGCAAGACGCUCGGUAACUACGGCGUGUUCACCUGGGGCCCCGAAUUGUUGGGAUGUUUCCCUUCAACUUCCGGGAUCAAGGCUUCGGAUCAGCCGUUGAUAAGAGACUCUUUGGAUGAGGUCAAGGCUUGGCUCAAUGCGCACCCGACAGAGUUCGUUGUGUUGUACAUGGACACGGCUCCUGAAAUGAAGCGACUGGACAAGCUAGGCGCGAUGGACGGUUUGCUAAACGAAACAUUUGGUGACUUACUUGUUCCAUUUGAACCUCUCGAUAGGUUUGGUUUCGACCAUUGGAAAGGUGGUAGCAUCAACGAGCUCAUUGACGCGGGGCACCAGGUGCUGGCUCUGGCAAACUCCAAGACGUCGAGUGCCUAUAGGUUGCAUGACUUAUGCGCCCAAAGGGAACUCAUAAUGAAACACAUUGAUGACAUGCCUAACGAAAACCGACAAAUUGGCGGACUGACAGUCUACGGCUCAAGCUGGAUCCGCGCGUGGGGCGAGCAGCUUCGUUACAUUUCCCUGUCUCCGUCUGGACUAUUUUCGCGAGCGCUACCGGUUCACAUGGACACUAAGUCAAUUCCCAAAUUUUUGCGCUGGAAUAUCAAUUUCAUCGCUCUGGACAACGCAGAUAUAUCGAAGAUGGCCGCUUACGUCUGGUCGUGGGAAGUCGACGAACCCAGCAUUACGGAGGAUGGGGUCAGUGUGUUCAUGAACGAGCAGGGUCGUUGGAUGACUAGCAUGGACGCUACAAAGGAGUUUCGCGCGUGCUGGAAUGGUACACAGCUGGAAUGGUCCAUCGUGCGGUUUAAGGAGGAUUGCCCCCCUGGAACCACGUUCACAGCCCCGACGGAUCCUUACCAGAACUACCUAUUACACCAGGCACUCGGUGCUAACGGUGUUGUGGGCACGUCGCUGGUCAUAAAUGCAACUUUGACGAUAGUCGGAGCACCUACUCCAGCACCUUCGGCAAAGGCAGUUAUUGUGCUGCCAAGUGACACCACGCCGACUCCGUCAUCAUCAGGAUCAGCAUCAUCAUCGUCGUCGUCAUUACCAUCAGGAGAUGAAGAGGAUAUCCUCUCUUCGACAUCCGCAUCAGCAGAAUAUGAAAAGAUCGUCAUCGCUUCGGCAUCAUCGUCGUCAUCAUCGUCAUCACCAGCAGAAGUAGAUGAAGAGGAUAUCAUCGCUUGGACAUCAGCAUCAUCAGCAGAACAUGAAAAGAUCGUCAUCGUUUCGGCGUCAUCAUCAUCGUCGUCAUCGCCAUCAUCAGCAGAAGGAGAUGAAGAGGAUAUCAUCGCUUGGACAUCAGCACCAUCAGCAGAACAUGAAAAGAUCGUCAUCGUUUCGGCGUCAUCAUCAUCGUCGUCAUCGCCAUCAUCAGCAGAAGGAGAUGAAGAGGAUAUCAUCGCUUGGACAUCAGCAUCAUCAGCAGAACAUGAAAAGAUCGUCAUCGUUUCGGCGUCAUCAUCAUCGUCGUCAUCGCCAUCAUCAGCAGAAGGAGAUGAAGAGGAUAUCAUCGCUUGGACAUCAGCAUCAUCAGCAGAACAUGAAAAGACCGUCGUCGUUUCGGCGUCAUCAUCAUCGUCGUCAUCGCCAUCAUCAGCAGAAGGAGAUGAAGAGGAUAUCAUCGCUUGGACAUCAGCAUCAUCAGCAGAACAUGAAAAGACCGUCGUCGUUUCGGCGUCAUCAUCAUCGUCGUCAUCGCCAUCAUCAGCAGAAGGAGAUAAAGAGGAUAUCAUCGCUUGGACAUCAGCAUCAUCAGCAGAAUAUGAAAAGAUCGUCAUCGCUUCGGCAUCAUCAUCGUCGUCAUCGCCAUCAUCAGCAGAAGGAGAUGAAGAGGAUAUCAUCGCUUGGACAUCAGCAUCAUCAGCAGAACAUGAAAAGAUCGUCAUCGUUUCGGCGUCAUCAUCAUCGUCGUCAUCGCCAUCAUCAGCAGAAGGAGAUGAAGAGGAUAUCAUCGCUUGGACAUCAGCAUCAUCAGCAGAACAUGAAAAGAUCGUCAUCGUUUCGGCAUCAUCAUCGUCGUCAUCGUCAUCAUCAGCAGAAGGAGAUGAAGAGGAUAUCAUCGCUUGGACAUCAGCAUCUUCUUCAGGAGAUGGAAAGAAUCCUCAGGAGGAUUCAUCUCCACCAUCAUACUUCGGGAGGUCAACGGACACUUAG